Messenger RNA from Eruca vesicaria subsp. sativa (arugula), 496 nucleotides. The record is from the annotation of a GenBank genome assembly. Lineage: Eukaryota; Viridiplantae; Streptophyta; Magnoliopsida; Brassicales; Brassicaceae.
AUGGAUUCAACAGAUCACAAACCCGACCCGGUCUCUCCCCUGACGCAGAAACCAGAUCCGGAACCUGCUGAGAUCAAACCGAGGCUGAGCAGGAACAGGUCAGUUGCUGCAUCAGAGCAUCCGUUUCACUCACCGAUGAAGCCUGCUGUGUCUAUGAUGAGAAGAUCUUCCUCUGUGAGCUCUGCCACCACGUGGCCUCUUCCUUCCAACGAAGGAGAUGAUAAAGAGAAUGCGCAUGAGAAGAAGAAGAUCAAGAAAAAAACAUUCGUUAAAGCUUGUAAGCGAUUCUUUGGGAUCUCUUAAGUGUUUUUCCUCUCUCUAGUCUCUGUCUACCAUAUAAUAUAGAUCUGAAUGUUAUUUCCCAUUACUGUCUUCUCGCUCUUUAUGAAACGUUUUAAUACAAGAACAUGUUCCUUAUAAUUGUUAUCGACUGUUUUGAAAAUUAGAUCAGUGAUUUUGACGUAUUUUUCUUUAUGGAUCGAUGAUCUUAAUUCAC